Messenger RNA from Micropterus dolomieu (smallmouth bass), 2591 nucleotides. RefSeq names its product signal transducing adaptor family member 2a (gene stap2a). Gene Ontology annotation, molecular function: signaling adaptor activity. NCBI's taxonomy places the organism in Eukaryota, Metazoa, Chordata, Actinopteri, Centrarchiformes, Centrarchidae. The record is from RefSeq and is a predicted model, not a curated record. The transcript has 12 exons. The coding region runs from base 90 to 1214 and encodes 374 amino acids.
GGCAAAUCAGGAUUCUUCCCCAACAACUAUGUUGAAGUGGUGGUGCCUUUGUCACACUGAAAUCAGCAAGGCAAGAGGGGGACAGCGUGAUGGAGAGGAUGAAUAGGCCAGCGACACUCAUGGCGGCUGCACCCGUCAGGCAGCGCUCCGGGCCGGGGGGACCCCGGGCGCAGCUCCCGCCCUGCUACUACGAAGGAUACCUGGAGAAGAGAGCUCCGAAAGAAAAGGCAUCCAGGCGACUGUGGACAUGUCUGUGCGGGAAUUCUUUGUAUUUCUUCAAUAAUGCCAAGGACACUCAUUAUGUGGAGAAGCUGGACCUCAGUGGGUUUGUGUCCCUGAAGGACGACUGCAGCCGGGACAGAAACCUGGAGGCAGCAAGACUCAUCCUGCGCAUGAAGGAUGGAGAGACCAAAAUCACAGCACCUAACUUGGAAUCAAGAGAGCUGUGGAAAGGUUUCCUCUACUCCGUCGUAGAUCUGAAUGUACCAUCCUGUCUCACGUUGCUGCCGGGCCAGCUGCAGAUGCUGAAGGAGGUGGUGGACAAAGAAAGGUCCAGACGGAGAACUCGCACUCCCACGCGUGCUCCUCCCUCACCCCUCUCCGUGCCUUUAGUGGGAGAGAUCCCACCGUGUUUUCGCCCGGUGUCUCGAACAGAGGCUGAAGUCCUCUUAGAGAGACACCCAGACUGCGGCAACAUGUUGCUUCGUCCAGGCAGAGAUGGAUGCUCACUGGCUGUCACUACUCGGCAGGACCUCAAUGGGUCGGUGUUCAGACAUUACCGUGUGACUCAGAGGGACCAAGGCGGUUACGUCAUUGAUGUAGAAAAUCCUAUUCCCUGUGCUGACCUUCACGAGGUCAUUGAUGCUCUUGUAGAGAAGACAGCGGGAACUCUCCAGCCUUUCCUACUGGAGGAGCCUUAUGAAGAGAAUAUCACAUACGUUUCCGCCAAUGAUGAGAACGGGGAGAGGAUCCUCCACACUGCCCCCUCCAGCCCCCUGCCAAAGGCUCCUGCCCUGCCUCCUAAACAAGAUCGUUGGUCCAGCAGCCCCCUGUCCAGGUCUCCUGCCCCCGACCGCCGUAUUCUGACCUCACCAGUGCCGGCCUCGCCCACCAACCCGAUGAGACGACUCAUUCUCUCCCCUUCACCUCUCGCACAGACACUCAAUGAGGAACUCAAAAUAAAGCUGGAGAAGAGACGAGCCAGCCAGGAGUGACAUGCUCGUAAAGAGCGACCUCCCAUCACAGCAUACUCAAUCUUCAGUGCCGAACCCCUUCUCACCGCAGCUAUGUAUUCAUCCUGUGCCUUCUUGGUGGAAGACAAGGGACUACAACUUGUACACUCGUGAGGAAAUAGAAAAUGUUCUGAAUUUCAUUAUUUUGGUCUGUUGGACUUGAUUGAUGGUUAAAUUAACUCUGAUCAGCUCCUUAAGAGCAAUACUGGCUGGUUAAACACUGGAUUAGGUUCAUAAAACCUCAUAAAAUGCUGCCUUCCUUGGAUGGGGUGAGCCACAAUCCGCUAGUGCUACUUCCACUUACAUAAAGCUGUUUACAAACUGCCUAUAAACAAAAAAAAACAAAAUAGUGCCACAUUAAAUGAAUCAAUAUGACUGGCAGCUAAGACCUAUCAGCGAAGCACGAACACGUGCUGGACCACCAACUGAGCUUAUGUUUUUUCCCCAUCUGAGCCGCUGUCUGAGUGCUGAGCUGCUGAUGUUCAUGCUGCAACACUGGAGACUGAGAACAAACAAACCACAGACUGCCAAGAUCAACACUGGAGCGACUAACUCUGACCUGAAACCUAGAACACUUCUAUCUGCCCCUGAAAGUAAAAUAAGCCAGGCACACUCAGGUUUCAGCUCAGCAACUCUCUUCAUUCCCCUCAUUUCAUGACUGAAAAACAUGACUGAAAAAAAGAAAAGAAACUGCACAAUCUCUGCCUGCUGCUCUUGAGUGCUGUUUGUGAUUGAUAAGCAACCAUUAAUGUAUCGUUGAUUCUAAUGACACUGUUGUUGUGGCUCAUCCAUGACUCAACUUUUACUGUGCCGUCGGUGCUUAUUUUAAAGUGUUUCCUUAUUCUCUGCUACUGUGUACGUGCUACUGUACGGUGCUAUGGACUCACUGGAAACUCCAGGUGAUUUCUGUUCCUCUUCAAGAAAAUCAAUCUACUGUAUUCAUAUGUGAGGGUGCCCUCUAGUGGAAGCUAAAAGGGACAGAAAAUGUAUCAGCACCCUUUUACCUUGCAAACUGAACCUGGUGAAGACUUUUGGCUUUAUCACAGCAUUAUGCCAAGCCCUACCUCUCUACCUUUAAUAGCAAAAUUAUAAUUUAUUACAGUUCUGUCUGUUUAGACAAUAAGUAUUUCUAAAUGGGAAUCUCUGUCUUACAUUUCUGUCAAUUGGCCAGUCCUUACAGUUUUGAAAUGUCUUGAGUAGCCUACCUACUAGUGGCAAACUGUGAUCAACUGACGCAUAAGUGUCUUCUUGCAGUUAACAGUUUCUUGUAUGUUUGUACAUGAUUUGUUGUGUCCACUUGAUCACUAUCAAAGAAUAGUGUUUGUUAGAUAACAUGGGCAUUAAAUUGUUUUGCAUGGA